This is a messenger RNA of Lates calcarifer (barramundi perch), 4138 nucleotides long. RefSeq names its product solute carrier family 2 member 6 (gene slc2a6). Gene Ontology annotation, molecular function: transmembrane transporter activity. Gene Ontology annotation, cellular component: membrane. The record is from RefSeq and is a predicted model, not a curated record. The transcript has 9 exons. Gene Ontology annotation, biological process: transmembrane transport. The coding region runs from base 193 to 1725 and encodes 510 amino acids. NCBI's taxonomy places the organism in Eukaryota, Metazoa, Chordata, Actinopteri, Centropomidae.
AGCAUGAAUUCCAGUUCAGUUUCACUUGUAAAAGUCCAGUGUAAACACAGUCUCCAGUUUCAUUUUCAGUAUGACCACUUCAUUCGCCGCUAACCUCUCUCAGUUUCCUUUAUGUGGCCUUGGAAAACUGUGAACUGCAGGAAGAUCAAGUUCAGCACUUGAGCAGGAUUAGAUAAAUCAGCCGUAAUCGUGAUGUCUGCAGAGAGAAGUGAAAAUACUCCGCUGCUGAGCAGAAGACUAACAUCAUCUGAAUCCCAGAUCAACAACUCCAAACUGUUCCUGGCUGUUUUCUCAGCCGUCUUAGGGAACUUCAACUUCGGUUACUCCCUGGUCUACUCGUCCCCUGUCCUGCCAAAGCUCACAAGCCCAGAUGCCAGCCCUGAGCUCAAGAUGAACACGGAGCAGGCCGCCUGGUUCGGCUCAAUCUAUACGCUGGGUGCAGCGGCCGGCGGGCUGGGGGCCAUGCUGCUCAACGACAUGAUUGGACGGAAGCUGAGCAUCAUGAUGUCAGCAGUGCCGUCGACUAUUGGAUAUAUGCUGAUGGGAGGGGCUAUGAACUUGUGGAUGCUGCAAGUGGGCCGUUUCCUUACAGGCGUCGCCGGUGGAAUGACUGCAGCAUCUAUUCCUGUUUACAUCUCAGAGAUCUCCCACAAAGCAGUGCGAGGCGCUCUGGGCUCCUGCCCUCAGAUUACUGCUGUGUUUGGGACCCUGUCGCUCUACGCCCUCAGUUUGGUGGUACCGUGGCGGUGGCUGGCAAUAGCCGGGGAGGUGCCAGCUUUGCUGAUGGUUGUGUUGCUAUCAUUCAUGCCCUCCUCUCCAAGGCGGCUCCUCUCCAUUGGCCAAGAGCAGAAGGCUGAGAAAGCCCUCCGCUGGCUUAGGGGAAGUCAAUAUGACACACAAAUCGAGCUCAGUGCUAUACAACACAGCAUCAACACACAGAGUAGAGUUACAUGGUCUGAGCUUGCCACACCCAACUACUACCGGCCAAUCUUUAUCUCUGUGGUGAUGCGUUUCCUGCAGCAGAUGACAGGGGUCACUCCCAUUCUGGUCUACCUGGAGCCUAUCUUUGCCCAGAGCAAAGUCUCCUUGGAGCCCAAGUACGAUGCUGCCAUUGUUGGUGCAGUUCGCCUCUUUUCUGUUGCCGUGGCAGCCAGUUUGAUGGACAAGGCAGGACGCAAAGCCCUGCUGUACACGUCAAGCAUGCUGAUGUUUGUGUCAACUCUGACUCUGACCAUGAUCUCCCACACCACACCUUGCCCUCCAGGACCCACUCCACCGAACAACACAAUGAGUUUGGACUACAGCCCCCAUAAUGGUACCGGAAACAUUUUAGAAGCCAGUCAGCAAGGUUCUGCAAGCAUCAUUCCUCUCAUCAGCACCAUGGUAUUUAUAUUUGGAUACGCCAUGGGAUGGGGCCCAAUCACAUGGCUGCUGAUGUCAGAGGUGUUGCCGCUGGUUGCCAGGGGCGUGGCUUCAGGUCUGUGUGUUACUGUCAGCUGGUUGACUGCCUUCAUGCUCACACACGCCUUCACACACCUGGUAGACAAGUACGGCCUGUAUGUGCCCUACCUGUUGUUCACGGUGGUGUGUGUCGUCUGCCUGCUGUUCAAUGCUGUGUGCAUCCCAGAGACUCGCGGCCGCUCGCUGGAAGAAAUAGAGAACUAUUUCAGGACAGGCCGCACGUUCACCAUCAGACGGAGUCAUUCCAAUAUACAGUCCAGCUGAUGCGCAUAGAUCCCCUUGAUCAAAGUGGGUAAAGUGGGUACAAACAAAAACAGCUUUAAACACAGCAAUUCACUUCAAUAUGUCUGCUUAUGAAAAAUAAUGGAGUCGUAGCUCCUCUUUGCAACAUGCCAUUACUUUUACAGUAAAACGUGUGUUCUUGCCUUACUACAUACUCGAUGUGAAAUUCAUUCAGCUUGUCACUUUCAUAUUCACAUUUAGAGAUGUUACAGGCAAAGUCAUGAAAUACCUCUCAAACAAUUCAUUUGAAAUUCAAUACGGUUGUUGCUCAGUCUGCUAAACUAGCCAUCAUAUUGUUUAGACAGUGUGUUUUCUAAGAGAUUGACAAGGCUCGAAGGUUUUGAUUUUGUCAUGUCUACAUGUUUUAUACUGUAUGUUUUUCUUCUUCUUCUUCUUCUUCUUUUUUAUAUCACAGACUGAAUUUGAAUGCUAAUUUUGCACCUUUUAACAGCAACAGUCACAGAGAGUCUCUGUGUAAAGUGGGAUCCACUAUGAAGGGUAGAAAAACAGGAAAGUAUCAAGAGACAAAAUAUCUUACAUUCGUUGACAUGUGCAGACUUUAACAAAUCAGUCACAAUCACAUCUACAAUCAUCAGUACAUAAUGCAAAUGAACUUGUACAUAGAUACAAUAUCCUUAAAUGUUAAACCAUUUGAACAAGUUGCCAACUGAAAAAGUUGAAAAAAAAUCAAGCUUUAUCUUUCCUGUAUCUGGAACAAGAAGUGACACUACCAGCACACUGUGGUGGUUCAGCAGGCCAGGUCACAUGCCACAGUGUACUCUGUGUCCUAUGUUUGAGUCUGACUCAGCCAAUGAUGCACAUCACUGCACAGUGUCUCCUCAUCCUCCCAGUUGCCUAGUAACAGCAUAGAGCUAAUCUUUAUGUUAAAAAAUUAUAGCAGUUCACUGCUGUAUGGAUGGACACUAAGAAUUCAUUUGAACACAGAUACAUGGAUAUAUAUAAUAUAUAAUAAAAUAUGAAUCUAAAAUAUAAAUUGUAAUACUCUCACAGUAUUCAGUCAGUUAGUACACAAUUAUUGCACAAUACAACAACGGUGAAGGUAUGAUCCUGAUCUUGUAGGUAUGUAGGUAUGGCUGAAAAACUGCUGUUCAAAACAAUUACAUUUUGUGUGGAAAAGCUGCUUGUUUUUCAUUUAUAUAUUUAUUUUCAUUCAACCAGAAACAGUUUGUUUUACAUUUAAGGGUCAAUGGAUCCAAUCAAUGUAUACAUGGUCUUUUUACCUGGGUAAAAUCUCUAUACCAAAACAGGACAAAGCAAGGAAAAUGAAAACAAUUAAUUCUUUCUUUUUCUAUAUAGUAAACGACAAUAUAUACUAGACAAUAGAAAACACCAGAUAAAUGCUAUAUCUAUGUAGUCUGUAUGGUAUUUGAUUGGCAUGGAAAGAAGAAUGGAAAGCACACCACAAGUUUCGGUGUGUUUGGGUGUGUGUGUGCGCGUGCGUGCGUGUGUGUGUGUUUGACCUUGAUCUUUUAAGCCACACCUUGCUAAAGCAAUGAGUUCAUUGAUGACAGGCAGGAGAAAAGCUUUAAUACAGCAUUAAUGCAAUCCUCUGGUCUGAAAAAACAUUGUGCUCUUACACAGUACAGACAAUGAAAUGCGGUCUCAAUAAUGCUUUGGAACAAGUACAGAAAAUCUUUCUUUUUCAAUAUGAAACAAUAGUUAAAGUGAUAUGAUGGGACCUUUUCCUGACCCUAUUUUGUUGUUUGGUAGUGUAUUUCUCAAUGGAUUGUGGGUUUUGUCAUAUAUAAUGCUUCAUUUAGCUAGUACGUAAACAGUAAUAUCAGAUAAUUACAUAAUGUAGAGGCACAAAGCCUUAUGGGAACUGUGUUGAAUGCUGCAAAAAUAAUUGGUCUCUUAUCUUGAUGUGAAAUUAUGUGUGUAUAUAAAUAUAUAUAUGUGUGUCUGUGUAUGUAUUUUAACCCAAUUGCUACCCAGUACAGAAGUAGAUACCAUUUACCUUAAAAACCACAGUAUUAAGCUUCAGCUUUUUAUAAACACCAAUAAAAUAAAUCAUAUACAAGACAAUACAUUGUUGGGCUAAUGCAGAGACAGGCAUGCUGUUGAACUUGUGUUUAACGUCAAGAAAUCAUUAAUCAGCUGCUUAGAUGGGUUCAUUCCUGUAAUGAUUACUUACAGUAAUACCUUAAGUGGUAGUCAUAAAACACACACACAUACACCUGAAAGAUACAUGUUGCUGAUACAUGCAUCUCUUAAGAUGAUUGGUCUUUGUGUGUGUGUAAUGCUUGGUGAAGUUUGAGUGCUUGUGUCACACUAACAUAAAACAUUGAUUGAUUAUGUACCAGAAUUUUCUUGGAAAGUAUUGGACGUUUUGUUACCUGUUGUAGGAAAAUUCAUAAACACAAAUGAGACAGCA